Molecule: messenger RNA, 660 nt
Organism: Diaporthe batatas
Lineage: Eukaryota; Fungi; Ascomycota; Sordariomycetes; Diaporthales; Diaporthaceae
Exons: 1
Coding region: 1-660 (219 amino acids)
Source: RefSeq, a predicted model, not a curated record
AUGUCGAAGCUGCCCAAACUCCUCGCCAGCCUCUUCCACCCUCCCGAGGGCAUAUCCAUUGUCGAGUCUGACCGGUACCAGUACUACCAUAAUUGGGGCUUCACGAUCUAUCGUACCGCUUAUGGCGCGACCACCGACCAACAGUGGCUAAGUCUCAUCUCCAAGAUCGAGGCCCGGGCCCUGGACGAGAUCGAGGCCCACGGCGCGUCGGAGCCGGCUGCACCCACACUCAGAUCCCUCUUCCGGCUGGAUCCACGUUCCGACCCUGACAGACUCGAUGGCUUAUCGAUGGAUCAGGUGCGUGAGCUCUACCAGGAGGGUGAGGCGAACCCUCGUGACGGCAAAAUGCCUAUCAUGCAUGCGUAUAACCCCACCCGCCGUCACUUCCUGCUCGCGGACGCAGAGGUCCUCGACGCCGUCGGCCGGGACGAGUUUUGGGUCAAGUGCGUGCAGGCCGACUAUCAUGACGCCCAUUACGUGCCGAAGCACCCGUUCAUGGCCGGGCAGGCGUUUCUCGGAUGGACCAAUAUGACCACGCGGAGCAUUUUGGAGCUGUGGUGGGACUUGGCCAACCGGGAUCUGGUGGGCAUCGCGCCGCCCGUGAUUAAGGGUCAACAAACUACAUUAUACGACGGCGAGUUGACUGGGCACGGGCGCUAA